Drosophila innubila is the source of this 903-nucleotide messenger RNA. It is a transcript of the gene Sgf11, whose product is annotated as SAGA-associated factor 11 homolog. Gene Ontology annotation, molecular function: transcription coactivator activity. Gene Ontology annotation, biological process: positive regulation of DNA-templated transcription; regulation of transcription by RNA polymerase II. Gene Ontology annotation, cellular component: DUBm complex; SAGA complex. The record is from RefSeq and is a predicted model, not a curated record. Lineage: Eukaryota; Metazoa; Arthropoda; Insecta; Diptera; Drosophilidae. The coding region runs from base 96 to 737 and encodes 213 amino acids. The transcript has a single exon.
AGUUGGCAGCACUAGUAAACACCGGCUGUAGUUCUUGCAAAUAAAUGGACUGAAAUAAGCAUAAACACACAAAGUAAACAAACUUUAGAUUUAGUAUGGCGAAUUCCAAUACAAAUCAACCGCAUCCAACGGGAACAUCAUCAGCGACUGCUGCCCAGACACCCACAGCGGCACAGAGUCAUCCAACAGCCGCGGCAAUUGCGACUAAUUUCCGAGAGUUAAUAAAGGAACCUAAGGGAUUGGACGAGGCGGCCAGCUAUUUGUAUCAGACCCUUUUAGACGAUGCAGUGGCCGGUAUAUUUAUAGAGACACACCAUUUACGUAAAACCAACAAUUUGACAGCACUUGAUGGCGUCGGGGAAGACAAUGCUGAGACAGCUUAUCGAAUCUGUGAGAUGCCAAAUUUGGAUAUAUUUGGCAUAUCAACGGCAAAGAAGCCCAUGGAUUGCACUUGCCCCAAUUGUGAUAGGUUAGUGGCAGCGGCCCGAUUCGCUCCACAUCUGGAGAAAUGCAUGGGCAUGGGCCGCAUCUCGUCUCGCAUUGCCAGCCGAAGACUGGCAACCAAGGAGGGAACCAGCGCCAGCUCCAGCUCCUCAUCAACGUAUCAACAGUCCGGCAACACAGGCGGCACCGACGAUGAGGACGAUGUUGACUGGUCGUCCGACAAGCGCAAAAAGAAAUCAACACAGAACUCACGCAACAACGGAUCCAAAAAGAACAAUGGAAAAACUUUUUAAACUGACUUAAAACUGUCUGUCGUUUAUUCAAGGAUCGCAAAUAAGUGUUAUGAGUUUUAAAAAUCAAACAAGAGCAAAUGACAUGGAUAAAAAGGGAAAAUAUUGCAAAUACCAUUUCUGGCAAAAGUAUCCUGAAAACCGAAUAAAAUUUUACUUAAAAAUUCUA